UAUUGCCACCCUCGCCAUGGCUGGGAAGUCUAGGCCAGAGCUGUGGGGAAAGGCCUUAAAUGACCUCCGUGCCUCAAAGAUGAUAUCAGGUAGAAAAGAUGACCCUCUUUCACUUUUAAAAGUUAGCUACGACUACUUGCAAAACCCUGCGUGGCAAGAGUGUCUCCUUCUCUGUGCCUUGUGGCCUGAAGACUUUGAAAUCCCCGAAGAUGUCAUUAUAGAAUGCUGGAUGGGCCACGGCUUACUAGGCGAUUUCAACAACAUGGAGGAGGCUUAUGCCAAUGGGUACGAGAUAGUAGAUGGACUGCAUAAGGCGAGCUUAUUGGAGUACUCUGAAGACGAAUAUUUGCGAGGCGUGGUGAGGCUUCAUGAUCUUAUCAGGGACAUGGCUCUAUGGGUUGCGAGCGGGGGAAAGGGGAAGAAGUGGGUGGUGCUUUCAGGCGUCGACGGCGCGUCUGAUGAGGCACUACGGGAUAAAAUGUUGUGGAGGGAGGCCCAUAAAAUAUCGCUUAUGUAUAACCUCUGGCUGCAAAGAUUGCCGCCCGACAUCAGUGCUCCCAACCUUGUCACCUUGGUCAUCGAUUACUGCGGUAUCGGUCUUUUGAGCUAUGGUCUUGGAAGCAUCCAAAAUUUCCGUAACCUUACAUUCCUAGACCUCUCCUCCAAUGUUCUAGGAGGCAUUCCAGUUGAGAUAUGCCGUCUGUCUAAGCUUGAAUAUCUGAACCUUUCAGCUAAUUUAAGUAUCAGUAGCCUUCCUCGGGAACUAGAAGAUCUCAAGAGGUUAAAGUACUUGCUUCUAAGUAAUACAGCCAUCUCCGAGGCACCCAGGGAACUGUUUUCUAGCAUGGAUAGCUUGGAGGUGCUGGAUUUAUCUUCCUCCCUCAAGAAGAUUUCACAAGGUUCAAUUAUAAACAACAAUCUGGAUGGUCUGAAAGGAAGGCUGAAGGGUCUCGGCAUUAACGCGUGCUCACGGCGGGACAUCGACAAGCUGGGCGAGCUGUCGGUGCCCAUUACUAGGCUCGUGAGAUGGAUCACCGAGUACGAAACAGGACCCUCUCUCGAUCUGCUGCCGCGCCGGAAACACCCUCGCGAUCCCACGUGGUCGAACAUGAUACACCUGGGGGUGGUGGGACGCGUUGGGCUAUCCGGACCGGAGACAGCCGGUCCAAGCAUUGGUCGUUGACAAGAGCGAUCAGCCGGUGGUCAAAACACUGGUCGUUGACGAGAGCGACGGCUGUUUCCCCAAGCGUCUCGCUGUCGGUGGACUCAACCAUUUAGAGGAGAUUGUAUGGAAGGGGGUGAAGGACAGGGGUGCAGCUUCUCUCAACAUGCUGGCUUCCGUUUCUAUUGUAAACUGCCACAAGCUAAAACAUCUGAGCUGGCUUCUCAAUCUACCACUCCUUGCGGUUCUGGAUGUUCGUUGGUGUAAACGUAUGGAGCACGUGAUUCGGGGGGAAGAAGAAGAAGAAGAAGCGAGGGAGAUGGAGCACGAACGUCAGGCACCAUCGCGGCUAAUUCCACCGGCUAUCUUCCCCGCUCUCAGAACUCUACGGCUGCAAACUCUGCCGGAGCUGAAGAGCAUUUGUAACGACAGGGCGGUUAGU
Messenger RNA from Asparagus officinalis (garden asparagus), 1604 nucleotides. Its product is annotated as disease resistance protein RFL1-like. Gene Ontology annotation, biological process: defense response to other organism. The record is from RefSeq and is a predicted model, not a curated record. Lineage: Eukaryota; Viridiplantae; Streptophyta; Magnoliopsida; Asparagales; Asparagaceae. Gene Ontology annotation, molecular function: protein binding. The transcript has a single exon. Bases 17 to 1183 code for a protein of 388 amino acids.